UUGUUGUCAGUCCACAAAUGAAGUUUACUAAUGAAAAUUCUAGUUAAUAAAAAACCAACUGACACAAGCACAGGCUCGACACACACGACACUCUAUAUAGAUAUAUUUUUAUAGAUUUAUAUUUAUUUAUCUACAAAUUGAAUCAUGGUGCAAAGAAAAUGCAAGAGAAGCGUUAAGGCAAAGGCGCACCGAAUAGCCAAGCGCAUCAAAUUGGAAGAGGUUGAGGGACAGGUGAAUCUGCUGGACUUACCCCUUGGUCCACUGCACAUGAUCAUACUAAAGGUGCAUCCGGAAAAGCAACAGUUCCUGCGCUCUGCAUCCAAUAAGCUGAAGAUCGAGCACUCCGAUUGCAUGCUGCACAGCUUCAAGUUAUUUGCCAAUGAUCAUCUGCGCGAACGGCAUCGCAGCGUCGAACAGCAAAUGAUACACAAUGUGAUGACGGUGCUGACACAGUCGACGGAUUAUUUCGUCAACUCCGGCUACGAUGCGAUAUUUACGGGCAGGCUGAUUUACUUCUAUAAGCAGCUGGCAACUGGCGAGGAGGACUUAGACAUAGCACAGAUGCACAAAUUUCUGCACGAGUUCUACAAUAAUCUGGAAAGGACACCGGUCGAGCGGCCCAGUGAAGCUGCGGCGCGCAUAAGUCUCAAUCAGCGUCGCUUGAUAGGCACGAUGACAUUGUUGAAUCUGCUCAGACAAUUUCGCAACUAUCGCAUUGUUAGCUCCUGCAUGAAUCUGAUGCAUUGGCAACUACAAUUCGAGCUGACAGGCAUUUAUUUUGGCGUACGCGAGAGGGAGGCCAAUACACGCGAUCAAGACAAACUGGUGGACUUCUUGACCAUUAUAGCUGAGCUGCUUGUCUUUGACAAGUCGCAAAUAUAUGAAAAACGCUACACGGAAAUUGGCAACAGCUUCUACGUCUAUGGCAUAAAGAAGCCUUCAACAUUGUCGGCGCGCAGUCCGAAGCUGACGCUCAAGCUGAGCAUCCUGGCGCCGUUAUCCGUGCGUAGCAUGAUCGAGGAUGUGCUCAAUGGCCAGGUGGACAUGGGUAGGCCUGUCCACUGUCCACUCGUGGAUACGUUCAGCAUUCAACUGGACGUGGUGAGCCGACAGGUCAGCUUGUGGAACGGCAACAACCACAUGGAGAUCUGCAUAGCGCCGCUUAACUAGCUCAACGAUAAUAUAUAUUUUUUUUACCACAUUCACACAUGCCUGUGGAAGCAUACGUCAUGUGUGCAUCUAUUUUUGUUUUAUGUGAAUAAACUCUAUUGAAAGUGCUCACACAAAGAGCAUAUAACAUGCAAACUGCAACAAGAACUCAACUUUUGU
Drosophila hydei is the source of this 1329-nucleotide messenger RNA. RefSeq lists its product as uncharacterized. The transcript has 4 exons. The record is from RefSeq and is a predicted model, not a curated record. The coding region runs from base 145 to 1170 and encodes 341 amino acids. NCBI's taxonomy places the organism in Eukaryota, Metazoa, Arthropoda, Insecta, Diptera, Drosophilidae.